Molecule: messenger RNA, 2980 nt
Organism: Ficedula albicollis (Collared flycatcher)
Lineage: Eukaryota; Metazoa; Chordata; Aves; Passeriformes; Muscicapidae
Gene: TBC1D12
Product: TBC1 domain family member 12
Exons: 12
Coding region: 160-1374 (404 amino acids)
Source: RefSeq, a predicted model, not a curated record
UCUCUUUUCAGAAACUUUUUCACUAAAAGGACAAAGGAACUCAAACCUGCUGUCCAAAGCGCUCCUGGUUGGAAGUUGUUUGGGAAAGUCCCACCCAGGGAAAACCUUCCAAAAGAUUCCAAAAUUAUUCAGCAGGAAUAUGAAGCACGGACAGGAAGAAUGUAUAAACCCCCACCCCCGUCAGCAAGACGUAAAAACAUUGAGUUUGAACCACUUUCAACUACUGCUUUGAUUCUGGAGGAUCGACCAGCAAAUCUUCCUGCCAAGUCAGUGGAGGAGGCUUUACGUCAUCGACAAGAAUACGAUGAGAUGGUGGCAGAAGCAAAGAAACGAGAAAUUAAAGAAGCACAUAAAAGGAAAAAAAUAAUGAGAGAGCGUUUCAAGCAAGAAGAGAAUAUCGCUAGUGCUAUGGUGAUUUGGGUCAAUGAAAUACUACCUAACUGGGAAGGCAUGCGCGCUACCCGAAGAGUUCGAGAGCUGUGGUGGCAGGGAUUGCCUCCAAGUGUACGUGGGAAGGUUUGGAGUCUGGCUGUGGGAAAUGAAUUAAACAUCACUCCUGAACUUUAUGAAAUCUUCUUGUCGAGGGCUAAGGAACGAUGGAAAAGCUUCAGUGAGACAAGUUCUGAGAAUGACAUAGAAGAUGCAGGUGCAUCUGUUGCUGAUCGUGAGGCCAGUCUGGAGCUGAUUAAGUUGGAUAUAUCACGCACAUUUCCAUCCCUGUAUAUUUUCCAGAAGGGUGGUCCUUAUCAUGAUCUCCUGCAUAGUGUUUUAGGAGCAUAUACAUGUUACAGACCAGAUGUGGGAUAUGUACAAGGGAUGUCCUUCAUUGCUGCUGUGCUCAUUCUCAAUCUGGAAGAGGCAGAUGCUUUCAUUGCCUUUGCUAACCUUCUAAACAAGCCAUGCCAGCUGGCCUUUUUCCGUGUGGAUCACAGCAUGAUGCUGAAAUACUUUGCAGCCUUUGAAGUAUUUUUCGAAGAAAAUCUUCCUAAGUUGUUUCUUCAUUUCAAAUCGUACAGUCUUACUCCAGACAUAUAUUUGAUAGACUGGAUUUUUACACUCUACAGCAAGUCAUUACCACUUGAUCUGGCCUGUCGUGUCUGGGAUGUUUUCUGUAGAGAUGGAGAAGAAUUUUUGUUUAGGACAGGAUUAGGAAUCCUUCGGUUAUAUGAAGAUAUUCUCCUACAGAUGGACUUUAUUCAUAUAGCACAGUUUCUAACAAAACUUCCAGAAGAUAUUACAUCAGAAAAGCUUUUUAGUUGUAUAGCAGCUAUUCAGAUGCAGAAUAGUAACAAAAAAUGGGCACAGGUGUUUGCCUCACUGAUGAAGGACAACAAAGAAGGAGACAAGAACCAUAGCCCAGCACCGAAAAGCUAAUGUUGAGGUCUACUGGAAACGUGGAAAACCACUUGAUGACAAAGAAGUCUUCACAUCACUUCUAUGUGGAAAAAGCACUAUAGAAAACGUGAAAAUGAGAUGGAAAAAAGACACAGCUCUCAGUGGAGUAACGAACUGAUGAAAUCUUCACCCUUUUGCCAGUAUUAGUUUUUGCCAUGGGACGAUCUGAUUUCACACAGAAUACUAAAAUCUAUGAAACUGAGAAGCGGGGGGUUCAUACUUAAUACUUUAAAAGAAUCAGCUCAAUGCAAUAAACAUUUGUAAUAACUUCUGUUGGUACUUUAAACAAAUUUUUGAGGCAUAACUGUUUUUACAAAUACCACAAAGGCACUUUUUGGAGGGGAUGAGGGAAAUGCUAAAUGUUAAGGCCCCAAAACUGCUAUCCAAACCAAAUGCUUUGGUACAAACAUUACCUCCAAAAUUAACAAUUUGCAAGUAUUGAGGACCAAAUAAGGUGGUUUGGUAUGUUUAUGUGUAAGGUGAUUAAGAUUUGGGAAGGGGUAUUGUCUUAUUUACUGGUUUGAUUUUUUUUUUUUUUUUUGUUGCAGCUUCAUUCUUCAGUCUGGGCAAAUGUAAUUAACUCAGGAACUGUAGACGUAUUGUGCCCAAACCUAGAGCAAAAAUAAUCUGAAUUUUAAACAGAGGUAAGAACAGGGCUGCUAUUUUCACUGUACAGCUUUCAAAGCAAGUGGUGUUUAAGCAUUUAUUUUGGUGUAUUGGUUGUGGAGUAAAUUGAGUGGGUAUUCUGUGAAAGGGUUUUGCCACCGUAAGUUUUAUAUUGCUGAGCCAUUUCCAACUAAAAAUACUUGUAUGUGAUGGUGAACACUAGAAAAUGACAAGGCUAUUGAAAGGCUUUUGUGUUCUCAAAGAAGCAGCCACUUUUAACACUUGGAAAUAAUGCAAACACAGAAUUGUUUUUGAAACUGUCUUUUUAUUAGUGUGCAAUACUGAAAUCCAAAAAUCAUCUGGCUUAGUGAUACUUAAUUCUUUAACAUAUUUUAACUGUGAGACAUAAGGUCAUACUGUACGUGUCACAGCAAAUAUUUUCAAACAUUUCCUGUUCUUGAAGAUGCUGUACAACAACCUGUGGUUGUAGGGGACAGAAAUUUAAAAUGGAUAGCACUGCAGGUGAGGAACACUUGCACUCUCUUGAUCCGUUUUUGCUAAUAUUUAAUGUAAAUAAAUUCCUUACAUGUGGGUUUUUGUAACUGGUCCCUCUGGAAAUCAAGUAAAAAUUACCAUUAUGUAUUUUUAAGUGCAGGAGGCUUCCGGUUGUCUGGUGUUUUAAAAGCAGAGUCUGCAUAAUCGGGGUAAAAAUUUAGUGUGGUGUAACUUGCGUUGCUAUCUGGUUUAAAAACUACAUAUAUGCUACUCAUAACAUUACAAUUUGAAAUGUAAAUGUCAGAUUUUUCUUAACUUAUGUAUUCACUACUUUAAUUGGAUCCAAUUUGUCUUAUAUUUUUGUGUUAUCUUGUACAGUUUUCUUACUUUUCAACUAUAAAUCUGUAUAUAACUGUAAAUAGAAGGAUCAAGCCUUCCUUUGAGACCACUAGUACCGAUUCCUGUGUAAAUAAAACUGACAGCA